CACCGGGACCGAGACAUCACCGGCCACCGCACCGGGACCAGCGCCGGGACAUCGGGCAGCGGCACCCCCGGGCACCGGGACCGAAGCCCCCCGGACGCCGAUCGCCGGGCUGCGAUGCUUCCCGGGGCGGGUCCCCUCGCCUUCCUCCUCCGGUGCCUGCUGCUCCUCUUCGCCUCCGAGAGCCGAGCCCGGGCUCGGCCAGAUAUGUUCUGCGACUUCAAUGGCAAGAAGUACAGCCCGGGCGAGAGCUGGCACCCCUACCUGGAGCCGCAGGGGCUGAUGUACUGCAUCCGCUGCAGCUGCGCUGAGAACGCCAACAUCAGGUGCUACCGGAUCCAGUGCCCGGCUCUGCAGUGUGCCAGCCCCGUCACAGACCCCCAGCAGUGCUGCCCGCGGUGUCUCGAGCCACAUUCCCCUUCUGGCCUCCGGGCACCCGUCAAGUCCUGCCAGUACAAUGGGACGACUUACCAGCAAGGCGAGAUGUUCACCACCAGCGAGCUCUUUCCCAGCCGCCAGCCGAACCAGUGUGUGCAGUGCAGCUGCUCCGAAGGCCAGAUUUACUGCGGCUUGGUGACCUGUCCAGAGCUGUUGUGCUCCUCUCCCCUAACCGUGCCGGAUUCCUGCUGCCAGGUCUGCAAAGAUGGCUCAUAUGAGAAGUCCACAGAAGAGGAACCCCUGCAGUUAAACAGAGGUGUUAGGCACUCGCAAGACCAGUGCUUGGGGGAAGCAAUGGGCAGGAAGCCACCCGGAGCCACCAUGUCCACUGUUCUCAGUUCUUCCCUGGAGUUCAUUCCCAGGAGCUUCAAACCCAAGGGAGGAGGUGGCACGACUGUGAAGAUCGUCUUGAAAGAGAAGCACAAGAAAGCUUGUGUUUACAACGGGAAGACCUACUCCCACGGGGAAGUGUGGCACCCUGUAUUCCGGCUCUACGGCCUCCUGCCCUGCAUCCUCUGCACUUGCAGGGAUGGUGUCCAGGACUGCCAGAAGAUCACGUGCCCCAAGGAGUAUCCGUGUGACUAUCCAGAGAAAGUAGAUGGGAAAUGCUGUAAAAUAUGUCCAGAAACCAGGGUCAAACCCACCGAUGAAAUAGUCACCACCCGGUGUGGCAAGAACCCCAACCGCGUCCUAGUGUACAUGUUUGUGCCGCCGAGCUCGGAGACCUCCAAGGAGAUCCUCAGGACCAUCGCGAUUGAGAAGGAGCCUGCGGAAGAGGUGGAAAUCUACAACUGGAAGCUGAUUAAAGGCAUAUUUCAUCUGAUACAGACCAAGAAGAUCAGCAAACAGGAAUUCAAGCAAGAAGCGCAGAACUUCAGGCUGAUCACCAGGACGGACGAAGGUCACUGGAACAUCUUCCGAGCCCAGACAUCAGAGCUGAGGAUGACAGAGAGCCCAGAGAAAGAAACAAAGAACUUGUAAAGAAAAAAACUUUAACCUAGCUAUUGAUUUAUCUACACACACACACACAUACACACAUACACAUAUAUAUGAAAAAAAAGUUGCAUUAUUAAAUAGACUGGCACAGCAAUAAAGGAUACACUAGUGUAAAGUACAGAAACUCCAGCAAAUGAACCAAAUUGAACCGCGUUGAAGCCACAGCUGUGGAGGUGCCUCUCUCCAGGGGGAGAGUGCAAGAGGCCGGCCGUCGUCUCCUGCUACCGAAGAUGUCGGGUGUGCAGAGGGAGGAGGGAAAGACGGCGGAGAUGUGAGACCUGGUGUGAUGUGAAGAGGUGGGAUACAUCCCUGACACCCCGGCAUUUCUGAAGAGCAUCAGGAGCUAGCAGUAAAGCAGAAUGUGACCAUGCUUUUUACUAACCGCUGGCAUAAAGAUGACCUGCAAGGAGAGAAAAAUCAUCCUUAUUUCUUUUCUUGGAGCCCCUGUGAUCUGCAAAGGGUUUCUUUGGCUGAAUACCCUCCAAAGGGCAUUUGUUGAAAAAUCUUGGGACUUUUCUCCUCUGUUUCAGCUGGGAGGAUUCUUUUCCUUUCUUUGCAGGUCACUUGAAGAUGUAGUUUUUGGGAGGACCCACCUGCUGACAGGGUCUGAGACCCAGAACACUGCACUAAGGUCGCUACUAAGCAUGUUAUUAUGCUAUAUAUUUAUAUAUAUCCUACAUAAUAUCUACUGGGCUGUAUUCACAGGAGGGGCAUCUCCCAAAGGGCGAACAGGACCAUUUCUGCAGCGUGGGGAGGAGGGUGUGCAGCAGCAUCACCCUCCCCCUGUCUGGAAAUAGCUUUGGGGGAUUUUCAGGUUGUUUUGGUACAUGUAUUUAUCCCUGGUUUCUUAUUUUAUUCUGUUUUGAUAAAUCUAUUUAUUUGGAGAUCCAGAUCUGUCCGAUAAAUCUGAUUAAAGCGUCUUCUUGAUUCA
Harpia harpyja (harpy eagle) is the source of this 2362-nucleotide messenger RNA. It is a transcript of the gene CHRDL2, whose product is annotated as chordin like 2. Gene Ontology annotation, molecular function: protein binding. The record is from RefSeq and is a predicted model, not a curated record. The transcript has 11 exons. Bases 115 to 1416 code for a protein of 433 amino acids. NCBI's taxonomy places the organism in Eukaryota, Metazoa, Chordata, Aves, Accipitriformes, Accipitridae.